Cyanidioschyzon merolae strain 10D is the source of this 1431-nucleotide messenger RNA. RefSeq names its product probable alpha-1,3-glucosyltransferase ALG6. The coding region runs from base 1 to 1431 and encodes 476 amino acids. Gene Ontology annotation, molecular function: dolichyl pyrophosphate Man9GlcNAc2 alpha-1,3-glucosyltransferase activity. Gene Ontology annotation, biological process: protein N-linked glycosylation. The transcript has a single exon. Gene Ontology annotation, cellular component: endoplasmic reticulum membrane. NCBI's taxonomy places the organism in Eukaryota, Rhodophyta, Bangiophyceae, Cyanidiales, Cyanidiaceae. The record is from RefSeq and is a predicted model, not a curated record.
AUGAAAGUGCUCCAAAGCUGUCGCUUCGGCCAGUUGCGAAAACUUUUGUUGAUUAUCGUGCUCGCUAUUUACAUAAGAGCGUCCAUAGGCCUCUUCCCUUACUCUGGAGAGCACAGACCUCCAAGAUUCGGAGACUAUGAAGCGCACCGUUACUGGAGCGCAGUGACGCUGCACAUGCGGCCAGUUGCGAACUGGUAUACGCAUCCCGGUGACUACUGGGUUAUAGACUACCCGCCCCUAUCCGCUUAUUUGGCUUUCGCUAUUGGCAUUUGCGCAAGACUUUUAGAUUUUGAGGGCGCGGUGCAAGCCGACGCCUACGGUUACGAGAGCGAGUCGAGUCGUGCUUUCUUCCGGGGGACUGUGCUGCUUGUAGACUUGCUGUUCUUUUUCCCAGCAGCAUAUUUCGCGUCUGGUGGCGAUCUCAACCGCUUUGCGUCCCUUACCCUGUUUCAGCCCUGCUGGAUUUUGAUCGAUCAUGCCCACUUUCACUACACAUGUAUCCAGCUAGGUUUCAUCCUAUGGAUGAUCGCGCGAUAUCGCACAAUCAAGCUCACUAUGAUAGCGACAGCGGUGCUCUUCAAGCAGACAUCCAUCUACUUCCUGCCCGUCCCUGCAAUGGACGCGCUGCGACAGGCAUGGAGGCGAGCGUUCCCAGACAACGAUGUCCUUUUUUCCGUUCUUGUUGCUCUUUUCAUCCUGUACCCGUUCAAGUUGGACGCUUUGUUAAGGAGGGUGUUCCCAUUUCAUCGAGGCGUUUUCGAGGACAAGGUAGCAACGUUUUGGUGUACAAUAUCGCCGCUGCUGCGUCGAACUGGGCUCCUACGGAGCAGGUUUCUGCCCCCAGCCUGCGGGCUCAUGACCCUAGUGGCAGUUAUCCCGUUUCUUAUGGGCUCACCGGGUCGUUGUAUUACGGAAAGCGAUCGUCUUCGGCUAUGUAUUCGACUCACAGGGUGCUCGCUUGCGUUCUAUCUUUUCUCGUACCAUGUUCAUGAGAAGCAUAUUCUCCUACCACUUUUGCCGCUAUCGUUAUGUGCCCAUGAGUAUCCUGAUAUCAUCAUUUGGGCCACUUCCACGGCAGUAUUCUCUCUCCUGCCUCUGUUUUUGCAUGAAGGCUCAGCGAUGGCGCUAGUAGCGCUGAUAAUUUGGACGUGUUUAGGAAGAGGUCGCCGUCCUUCUGUAGCCUGGAUGCUUCUCGCCCUUCCUCUUGGAAUACUUCUCGCUGUUGACGGGAAUCCUUUUCGGGAACGUUAUCCGUACUUGCUUCCUUACUUCGUUGCAAUCUUCUGCUUCCUGAACUUUCUUAUGCUCCUGCUUUGGUGUUACAAAGAGCACGCAAAGUUGUCGGGUUGCUCUUUCACUGUCGAGGGCGCUCGGAACUUGUUGUUUCGCUCCUUGAAUUUUUCGAGGGCUCCGCCACAAAAACUCUCAUAA